UUUAUGAUCGUGAUGUCGUUAAACUGGACUUUGUCUUUGCUGAUUUCUUGCGUUGUCUUCAACUCUGCCUAUUUUCAAUGUACUGAGAGGGGCUGUGUUUGCCACUGCACUUGUUGCAGAGCUUGCCUUUUUACUCCUAACUGUGGAGACUGCUACAGGGAGUGGAGUGGUACACUAUUAAAUAGAUGUCAAAGAAAAAACAUUGCCUACGGAGUGGAUACAGCUUCACAGACAACAACUUUAGUUAAAGGAUAUGAAGCGAGUAAAGCAGUUGAUGAAGAUGAGGAAACCUUUUCGAGCACCCAGGCUGGCUACAAUGUCACAUUUUCCUUAGAAUUUUCAGAUGUCAAAAGAUUAAAAUACAUAUAUAUCUAUUAUUACGAACGAGGUGAGAUUUUGAGUUUUUAUGAGUAAAAUUUUAAUAUGUAAGAAUUAUGU
Molecule: messenger RNA, 438 nt
Organism: Saccostrea cuccullata (small rock oyster)
Lineage: Eukaryota; Metazoa; Mollusca; Bivalvia; Ostreida; Ostreidae
Exons: 3
Coding region: 4-414 (136 amino acids)
Source: RefSeq, a predicted model, not a curated record